This is a messenger RNA of Cucurbita maxima (winter squash), 1394 nucleotides long. Its product is annotated as probable serine/threonine-protein kinase PIX13. Gene Ontology annotation, biological process: protein phosphorylation. The transcript is spliced from 5 exons. Gene Ontology annotation, molecular function: protein kinase activity; ATP binding. Bases 115 to 1188 code for a protein of 357 amino acids. The record is from RefSeq and is a predicted model, not a curated record. Lineage: Eukaryota; Viridiplantae; Streptophyta; Magnoliopsida; Cucurbitales; Cucurbitaceae.
GGGUUGGGGGCGUAAUUUCUAGUGUCCUUCGCAGAACUGUGUCGACAUCUUCUUAUAUACUCCAUCAAGCCCAUUCCAUCCCUAAGCCUCGAAGCAAGCUCCGAGCCUCCCUCCAUGGGCAACCUCUGCGGCACUCCCGUCGACGCCCACUCCCUCCCUCCGACCAAGCCUUCCUCCCCCGGCCACCUCACAUCCAUACCACGCGCCUCCUCCACGCCGCUCGACCUUAAAGUUUACACUCUCUCAGAGUUGAAGACGGCCACCAAGAAUUUCCGGCCGGACACGCUGCUCGGAGAGGGCGGAUUUGGGCGGGUCUUCAAAGGCUGGGUCGAUAGGAACACCUACGCACCGUCUAAGGUCGGCGUUGGCAUCCCUGUCGCCGUUAAAAAGUCAAAUCCCGACAGCUCUCAGGGCCUCCGUGAAUGGAAGGCUGAAGUGGAAUUCUUGGGGAAAUUUACCCAUCCAAAUGUCGUGAAAUUAAUCGGCUAUUGCUGGGAAGACAAGCACUUUCUCCUUAUUUAUGAGUACAUGGAGAGGGGUAGUUUGGAGAAUCAUAUAUUUCGAAAGGGUGUUGAGCCACCGUCAUGGGAAACGCGGAUUAAAAUAGCGGUGGGGGCGGCGCGUGGGUUGAAGUUCCUCCAUACGUCGGAGAAGAGCGUGAUUUACCGCGACUUGAAAGCGGCUAAUAUUCUCCUGGACUGGGAUUUCAACCCAAAAUUGUCAGAUUUUGGGCUGGCGAAACUGGGCCCAUCCAAUGGUUACUCCCACGUCAGCACGGAUCCAGUGGGCACCUGCGGCUACACUGCCCCUGAGUACAUUGCUAGUGGACAUUUGUACAUUAAAAGCGACGUGUUCGGGUUCGGAGUGGUGCUCCUCGAGCUCCUGACCGGGAUGCGGGCAGUGGACCCAAACCGACCAAGUAAGUCUCACAACUUGGUGAAGUGGGCCAAGCCAUCACUGAGCAACAAGAAGAAGAUGACGAAACUAAUGGACCCAAGACUUGGGGACGACUACUCGCCCGGAGGAGCCUGGGGCACAUCUGAACUGAUUUUAAAAUGUUUGAAAAUGGACCCCAGAGAUCGGCCCUCCAUGGAAGAGGUUUUGGUGACUCUAGAAGAAAUCAGUACCUUUACAGACAGGCCCAAUAAGAAGCCCAAAUCAAAAGCUAGGAAGCCCAUAUCUCAUUGACUUUGGGCCUCACUCCUCCAGCCACACUAAGCCCAAUGUAUUUCCAUUUGGAGGCCCAUUUAGAUUUUCAAUCCCUCUAACGUGGGCUUCAACUAUUGGCUGAUUUAAGUGCUUUUGUAUUAUAUAUAUAUAUAUUUUUUUUUUGUUUUUUUUUAAAAAAGUUUGUAGAUGUGAUCCAUAUAAAAGUACCUAAGGUAUCUUGGUCA